UUCCAGGGUUACCCAAUCAUCCAUUUUAAUUAAGAAAGCUGCAAGAACUAAAGUGGCCACUAGGCGUCGCUGUCACACCGGGCAGCAGGUCUGUGAACGGAAGUAUCCUGCUGCGGUGCGAUGAGCGCGGGAACGGAUUAAAACAAUGUUUGGCCUUUCUGUCGAUUUCUAAAGGCAUUGUUGGUGUUUCUUCUUGCCUGUCUGUCCUCCCUGUGCUGAGCCCUGAUUUUGAUCAUCUACACAGUAAACCCUCCUUUUCUUACCUGUCUGAGCACCAACAGUGGAUUAGUCCCUCCCAUCAUUAUCCUGCAUCAGUUUACAGAGAUGGCGCGGUAAAUGCCAGGAGACGAAUUGUGGCCUCAGAGGAGCGUGCUCUCUCUUCACCUCGAAGGAGCCCAGUCUGAAUGACACCCGACGGCAACGACAACGAUGACAAUGGCAAGUCGCCGUUGGAUCUGUCCAUUCCUGAGCACAAAACCACCCACUGAGGUCUAAAAGACUCUGGUCGAAUAAAGACAUGAACUCACCUCAUGCCGCGGAGUCUGCUGAGCAUCGCCCCAUCUGAAGUCGACAAGAAGGGCGAACAAGUGGAUCUCAUGAUUCCUUACAUGAUUCCUUCACCAGGAUCAGGACGGAGAAUUCAGUGUGUAAUCAUCAUCAUCGCUGCAUGUGACAUCCGCGGGGACCCGGGUUCCAGUCAAAGAUGUUUCUCUUUCAUCCAACAUUUAGAUGUUUUUAAGGUCGGGAGGAAAAUGCCGAGACGUUUUCUGACACGUUUCUUUCCUUGUUUGACACUGUAGGCAGUGGUGCUCUGCCUAUGGUUGCUUUUAUUUUACUUUUGGAAAUAAAGAUAGGACGCACAAAAUUCCUUCUUUAUUCGUGCGUAAAAGCCGCGCAGCUCGUCAACGAAUGACGCGUUGUGCGUUUCAUCAGUGAAAGCGAGGUAAGUUUUCAGAGGCACUGAUGAGCUCCUGUCGGACGUAGACUUUGGCAUCUGAGGAAACCUGUUGGAUUAUAAAAACAAUAAUCAGUCACUUUGAGGGACGAGGAGUUUGGAGAGUCUGGUGCGUCUUCGGCGGAUUCUUUGCGACCCUGCAAAUUCAACCCUUCCUGUAGGUGAUUACAUGGUAGAAACAAUGUUUUUAUGCAACACGAGUGCCAUAAAGGACUGGAGCUAUUUUCUGUCACAGAUUUUGCCUUUGAUGAAUAAAACAACAGGCUUGGUCAGCAUCGACAAAGCGGAGACUGUGACGACCACUAUGGUGACAGCUCUGCAGCCGGACAGCGCCAUGAGCGCGAGUAACCCGCCUCUCAACUCCAACCAUACCUCGGGCAUGGAGCACGUCUUUCAGUACUCUUACUCGGAGAGUGACCUGCUGUACACGGACUACCGGACACCUGUGCGAGACUCCAUCCCGCUGCCCAAAGCGGUUCUCUACCUGGUCAUGGCAGCGCUGGUGGUGGUGGCAGUGGCGUAUGCGAUAGUUGGACACCUGGUCAAAGAUGUGGUUAACGACUUUGUGGGUGGAGGAAGGUCGAUUGUUGCUGAAGAUGACGGCGGUGAAACCAGUGAACCAGAUUGGGUAUUCGGGUCUCGUCGAGUCACCAGCCGCAACAAGACUGAGAUAAACUGCAUCACCAACAACAUGAACGAGGUGAGUGAGUUGGGCGAGAGGCCCCGGCUGGUGGAAAUGAGCUACAUAUCCCUGAACCACAUUAACUGCCUGAGCACCAACAGACCGGAGGACGUAGUGAUCACCAUAGACGAGACGUUACAGCAGCAUCCUCCAGACACUCACUCUGGGACUUAACUGUGACCUUCUGACCUUUCCUGAGAAAAAAAAAAUAACAAUAAGCAGCAUAUUUUGCUUGCAUUUCUUGUUCAAGUGGAUUUACAAGUCUGUCAUGAAUCGAAGCUCUAUCCACUGUUUCAUCACCUGCAGGUGGGCUGUAAUACCUGUGUAAUGUUGGGCCAAAAGGGACUUUGAAUUGUGAACCUGUGCUGGAACAUUGGAGGCAUCAGAUGCUGAUGUUUGAAUGUGACUGGACUCCUCUCUAAGGAGAUAACUAUAGAGGACGACUGUGGCUUUUUUUUGGACAAGAUGUCAGAAAAAAGUGUUGUUUUUUUUUUUAAUUUUCUUCUUAUUUUUGUCUUCAUUGUACUGCCCCUUUUUUUCAAGUGACCCCUUAAGCUUUAAUGUGGAAAUACCACCCUGUUAACUUAAACCACACACAGUACAUAAUCACUCUAAAUAUACAAUACACGUUGGUCAGUGCUUAUUGUAAUAUUGCCGAUAGCAAACACCUCACCUUCAUCAAAAACAAUCACAUCAAUAUUUUUUAUUUUCCUUGACGCUGUGAGACCCUUAAAGUUUUUUGUAAUUAUCGUACACUUUGUAUCAAGCACCUCAAACAACACAGGUAGUUUAGAUGUCUUCUUUUUUUGUGUAAUAAUGCUGUAGUUACUAGGGGCAAAAAAACUACACUUGAUGAUACAAUUAAAGUAUUUUAUAGUUUCAUGUUAUUAGCUUAAUGUGAACAAGUGCUAAAUCACCUUUAAGAGCUCUGGUUAUACCUGAUUGCAAAAAAAAUCUAAUAUUAAAGUAUUGAAGCCAUUGUUCGUACGUAAAAAAAAAAGAGUAAUUUCAGUUGUUGAAGGUUUAUGAUUUCUUGAUAUCCACCUCUCUGGUUAAAUGUCUAAACGUGGCAUCACCUCUGAAGCUAAAGUGUUGAUCAUCUUUUUGUCAGUUAAUAUUUCAUGUGAAACGGCUUUUGUCAAAGCCUUUGUUUACCUUUAUUACCUCACUGUUAAGGGCUACGUAAUGCUGCUGUUGAGUCUGUAACACCACUCAAAGCUACAGCUAAUGGGGCUUGUUUUUCCAUGCAUGCUGGGAUCAUUGUACUCUGCACACAGCUACUGUAAACUUGGGGCGAUGUGUUGAACUGCAGCAGGGAUUCAGUGACGGCUACAGAGGAAAUAUUAGACUCUUUAAACAGAAUCACAACAGAGAAAAAAAAUUAACUGUUGUACCUGAAAUUGUUCCUGUCUGGACUAUAGUUUAACUUAUUCACAGUCUCAUAUAUUUGAAUGAAAUUUGGUAAAGCAGUGGUAUUUGAAGGCAUUGGUUUUAAGGGCAAUAUAAUGGUGUUAAACUCUGCAGCAGUAAUCAUUUCUCAGAUUUUAAAUGUAAAAAAAAAUAUCUGAAUUUGAACCUUGAAAAAAGCCUCUUUUUUUUUUUCACCGCACUGAUGCCGUCAAUCACUGUUUUCCUUUUAAGUUGUCUAAUAAAUACUCAUGGGCAAAAGUGCUAUAGUUCAUUCGCUGUUUAUUAUUUUCACAUACUUAACUGACUUAGCUCUUAGUUAAAUGUUUUCUUUAUAUCAGUUGUUUCUUCAAGAUAUUAAAGGUUCAG
Messenger RNA from Lates calcarifer (barramundi perch), 3413 nucleotides. RefSeq lists its product as uncharacterized. Lineage: Eukaryota; Metazoa; Chordata; Actinopteri; Centropomidae. The transcript is spliced from 6 exons. The record is from RefSeq and is a predicted model, not a curated record. The coding region runs from base 1125 to 1811 and encodes 228 amino acids.